Plasmodium fragile is the source of this 522-nucleotide messenger RNA. RefSeq lists its product as uncharacterized. Gene Ontology annotation, cellular component: nucleus. Gene Ontology annotation, molecular function: ubiquitin conjugating enzyme activity. Gene Ontology annotation, biological process: protein polyubiquitination; ubiquitin-dependent protein catabolic process. The record is from RefSeq and is a predicted model, not a curated record. Lineage: Eukaryota; Apicomplexa; Aconoidasida; Haemosporida; Plasmodiidae. Bases 1 to 522 code for a protein of 173 amino acids. The transcript has 4 exons.
AUGGCUGGGUAUGACUUGGAGCUGAACAAUGGCAGCACGCAGGACUUUGACGUCAUGUUCCACGGGCCCAACGGGACCGCUUACGAAGGAGGAAUAUGGAAGGUUCAUGUAACCCUACCAGAUGACUACCCAUUUGCUUCUCCAUCAAUUGGUUUUAUCAACAAGCUAUUGCACCCAAAUGUGGACGAAGCUUCCGGAUCGGUGUGUCUGGAUGUGAUUAACCAGACAUGGACCCCCUUAUACAGCCUCGUGAACGUUUUCGAAGUUUUCCUUCCCCAGUUGUUGACCUACCCAAACCCAUCAGAUCCCCUCAACAGCGACGCGGCGUCCUUGCUCAUGAAGGACAAAAAUAUAUAUGAACAAAAGGUGAAAGAAUACGUCAAGCUGUACGCAAGUAAAGACCUGUGGGAAAGACAGAAAAAAGAGAAGAGCACGUCCAAUGUUAAUGGAAAUAUAUCGCCAGUGAGCGAGCUUUCCUACGUCGACCAGGAGGUUCAGGACAUCGACUUGGACAACCUGUGA